UUCUGUGUGUGUACAAAAUACAGAGAGGAUUCAAGAUUUCAAUAUUAACAUCUUUUCAUACAUAUAUAUCGUUAUAUAUAUGUACAUUUUGAUUUAACGAUUAGUCAAAAUUGAAUGCAGAAGGGUUCUCGCACGCCAUCAAUGUCUACAGGAUCCAAUGAUUCCUCCAACAGGUGUUUAGAUCCCAAGGUGGGGAUAGUAUCAUCCACUGAUAAACUUCCUCUUUGCCGUAUCACCCCAAAGGAGUGGUUUGCCGUAGCGAGGUGGUCGUGGGAUGUCCCCGAGGAGAGUUGCAUGAUCUGCAAAUGUGCGCUCGUUGAGGCUUGUGUGGAAUGCCAAGCACGCGGGAUGGUGAUUUCUGCUCCCCUUUCUUCUCAUUCCAAUUCCCAUCACGAUUUCGAUUCCUAUCUUCGUUCUUCAUCGUCGCCUUUGAUGGAAGGGGAGGACUGCCGUAUCGCGUUGGGAUGCUGCAAUCAUGUCUUUCACGAUCACUGUCUUAGCCGUUGGUUAGUACAGAACACGGUUUGCCCGGUGUGCACAAAGAAGUGGAAACUUCUAGAGUUAACCUCCAACGAUUGAAUGGGAGUGAGAAUGGGAAGAUGUGUUCUUGUAUAUCAUAAAGUAGGUAUAUAUAUAUAUAUAUAUAUAUGGACAUUGCUAUAUGAUUGUCAUUUCUUGAUCUCCUUUUGUUAGUUUCUUCCACGUUCAUUAGUUUUCUGUGUCUGGAGGUAAUCAUGGGAGGGAGCUUGAAUUUUCUUUCAGCGGAACAAAUAUUAGUAUACUUCAACUUAGACGUAUACAAUCUUUCUUUUCAUUCCCUUUUCCUUCUCUCCUGUAUUGAUCAUGUUUUAAUCGUUAUUAAAGUAUCGUGUGUCUAAACAAUAAUAAAAAAGAAAUGCUUCAUUGUUGGCUUGACAUUUGCAUGAUAUUAGCAUGAAGAGAAGUAAAAGGAGCAACUAUCGAU
Molecule: messenger RNA, 964 nt
Organism: Phytomonas sp. Hart1
Lineage: Eukaryota; Euglenozoa; Kinetoplastea; Trypanosomatida; Trypanosomatidae
Source: the annotation of a GenBank genome assembly